This is a messenger RNA of Myripristis murdjan (pinecone soldierfish), 3972 nucleotides long. It is a transcript of the gene supt5h, whose product is annotated as SPT5 homolog, DSIF elongation factor subunit. Lineage: Eukaryota; Metazoa; Chordata; Actinopteri; Holocentriformes; Holocentridae. Bases 161 to 3400 code for a protein of 1079 amino acids. Gene Ontology annotation, cellular component: DSIF complex. The record is from RefSeq and is a predicted model, not a curated record. Gene Ontology annotation, biological process: regulation of DNA-templated transcription elongation; regulation of transcription by RNA polymerase II; transcription elongation by RNA polymerase II. The transcript is spliced from 30 exons. Gene Ontology annotation, molecular function: protein binding; mRNA binding.
GUGACGACGCCUGAGCAGCUUCCGAAGUCUCGCGGUGCUGUGUUUGGGCAUCCGGGAGGACGUGGGAGUAAUCGAAAUAAGCUCAUAUUCGAAUUUAUUCGGCAGCUAACAGGAUAUAGACCAGAGCGGCUGUGUAAAAGAGUAAGUCUGGGAUUACACGAUGUCUGACAGCGAGGACAGCGACUUCUCUGACAACCAGAGCGAGCGCAGCAGCGACGGAGAGGCGGAGGAAGUGGAGGAGAAUGAGGAGGAGCCGGCCAGCCCCGUGGGCAGUGACAAGGUGGCAGAGGAGGAGGGGGAAGACCUGGAGGACGAGGAGGAGUACGAUGAAGAAGAGGAGGAGGAGGACGACGACCGUCCCAGGAAGAAGCCCAGACAUGGAGGCUUCAUCCUGGACGAGGCCGAUGUGGACGAUGAGUAUGAGGAUGAAGAUCCGUGGGAGGAAGGAGCCGAGGACAUCCUGGAGAAAGAGGAGGCUGAAGUGUCCAACAUCGACCACGUGGUUCUGGAUGAGGAUCACUCCGGCUCCCGGCGGCUGCAGAACCUCUGGAGAGACUCUAGAGAGGAGGCGCUGGGUGAAUACUACAUGAGGAAGUAUGCCAAGUCGUCAGGAGGGGAGCAUUACUCUGGAGGGUCCGAGGAGCUGUCUGAUGACAUCACCCAGCAGCAGCUGCUUCCCGGGGUCAAGGACCCCAACCUCUGGACUGUCAAGUGCAAGAUUGGAGAGGAGAGAGCGACGGCCAUCGCCUUGAUGAGGAAGUUCAUUGCCUACCAGUUCACAGACACGCCGCUGCAGAUCAAGUCGGUCGUGGCUCCUGAGCACGUCAAAGGCUACAUCUACGUGGAGUCAUACAAGCAGACACACGUGAAGGCGGCCAUCGAGGGCGUGGGCAACCUGAGGAUGGGCUUCUGGAACCAGCAGAUGGUCCCCAUCAAGGAGAUGACGGACGUCCUCAAGGUCGUCAAAGAGGUCACCAAUCUGAAGCCCAAGUCCUGGGUGCGGCUGAAGAGAGGCCUGUACAAGGACGACAUCGCUCAGGUGGACUACGUGGAGCCAAGCCAGAAUACCAUCUCUCUGAAGAUGAUCCCUCGCAUCGACCUGGACCGCAUCAAGGCCAAGAUGAGUCUGAAAGACUGGUUUGCAAAGAGGAAGAAGUUCAAGAGACCUGCUCAGAGACUGUUUGACGCAGAGAAGAUCAGGUCUCUAGGAGGGGAGGUCAGUCAUGACGGAGACUUCAUGAUCUUUGAGGGAAACCGUUACAGCCGCAAAGGAUUUCUGUUCAAGAGCUUCGCCAUGUCUGCUGUGAUCACAGACGGAGUGAAGCCCACGCUGUCAGAGCUGGAGAAAUUUGAAGACCAGCCUGAAGGAAUCGACCUGGAGGUUGUCACUGAGUCAGGUAAGGAGCGUGAACACAACCUGCAGGCUGGUGACAAUGUGGAGGUGUGCGAGGGAGAGUUGAUCAACCUGCAGGGUAAAAUCCUGAGUGUGGACGGCAACAAGAUCACCAUCAUGCCCAAACACGAAGACCUGAAGGACCCCCUGGAGUUCCCAGCUCAUGAGUUGAGGAAAUAUUUCCGGAUGGGCGACCACGUGAAGGUGAUCGCCGGCCGAUACGAGGGCGACACCGGCCUGAUCGUCAGAGUGGAGGAGAACUUCGUCAUCCUCUUCUCUGACCUCACCAUGCACGAGUUGAAGGUCCUUCCCCGAGACCUGCAGCUGUGCUCGGAGACAGCGUCUGGCGUUGACGCUGGAGGCCAGCACGAGUGGGGCGAACUCGUCCAGCUGGACCCCCAAACUGUGGGAGUCAUCGUCCGACUGGAGAGAGAGACAUUCCAGGUGUUAAACAUGCAUGGGAAGGUGCUGACGGUGCGCCACCAGGCUGUGAACAGGAGGAAGGACAACCGUUUUGCCGUGGCUCUGGACUCAGAGCAGAACAACAUCCACGUAAAGGACAUCGUCAAGGUCAUCGACGGGCCGCACUCUGGUCGUGAGGGUGAGAUCCGUCACCUGUUCCGUGGCUUCGCCUUCCUGCACUGUAAAAAGCUGGUGGAGAACGGAGGCAUGUUCGUCUGCAAGACCAGACACCUCGUGUUGGCCGGAGGAUCUAAGCCCCGAGACGUCACAAACUUCACGGUGGGAGGAUUCGCUCCCAUGAGCCCCCGCAUCAGCAGCCCCAUGCACCACGGCGGCGGAGGCCAGCAGCAGAGAGGAGGAGGAGGAGGAAUGGGCCGUGGCCGAGGAAGGAGAGACAACGAUCUGAUUGGGCAGACGGUCCGCAUCUCGCAGGGUCCCUACAAAGGGUACAUUGGUGUGGUGAAGGACGCGACGGAGUCCACAGCCAGAGUGGAGCUGCACUCCACCUGCCAGACCAUCUCUGUGGAUAGACAGCGCCUAACCACCAUGGGAGCCAAGAGACACAGCGGCAUGACUUCCACCCACGGCCGAACUCCCAUGUACGGCUCCCAGACUCCCAUGUAUGGCACGGGCUCCAGGACUCCCAUGUACGGCUCCCAGACGCCGCUGCACGACGGAAGCCGUACGCCUCACUAUGGGUCUCAGACCCCGCUGCAUGAUGGGAGCAGAACACCCGGUCAGAGUGGAGCCUGGGACCCCAACAACCCUAACACACCCUCCAGGAACGAUGAUGAGUAUGACUUCGGCUACGACGACGAGCCCUCGCCCUCCCCUCAGGGCUACGGAGGAACCCCCAACCCCCAGACACCGGGUUACCCAGAAGUCCCCUCUCCACAGGUCAACCCUCAGUACAACCCUCAAACGCCAGGCACGCCUGCUAUGUAUAAUACAGAGCAGUAUUCUCCGUAUGCGGCCCCGUCCCCGCAGGGCUCCUACCAGCCCAGUCCCAGUCCUCAGAGUUACCACCAGGUGGCGCCCUCGCCUGUUGGCUACCAGAACACACACUCUCCAGCCAGCUACCACCCGACGCCCUCACCUAUGGCUUACCAGGCCAGUCCCAGUCCCAGUCCAGUGGGUUACAGUCCCAUGACGCCCGGAGCGCCCUCUCCUGGAGGCUACAACCCUCACACCCCAGGCUCCAACAUCGAGCAGGGCAGCAGCGACUGGGUCACCACUGACAUCCUGGUGCGAGUCAAGGACUCCUUCAUGGACCUGAUGGGACAGACUGGCGUCAUCAGGAGUGUUACGGGGGGGAUGUGUUCAGUCUUCAUGCAGGAGUCAGAGAAGGUUGUCAGCAUCAGCAGCGAUCACCUGGAGCCCGUCACCCCGACCAAGAACAACAAGGUGAAGGUAAUUCUGGGCGAAGACCGCGAGGCCACGGGGAUCCUGCUGAGCAUCGACGGAGACGACGGCAUCGUCCGCAUGGAGCUGGACGACCAGCUGAAGAUCCUCAACCUGAGGUUCCUGGGCCGCCUGGAGCACUGAGACGCACGCGCACACACACACACAGGGCGCCUUUGACAGCCUUUGCGAAGAAGGCUGAUGAUGGAGUUUGGCCAGCUGAUGAUAAAUUUCAUCUUUAUUCUCACUAUUGGACUUUUCUUUUCCCCGCUAUACUUAGUUUGUCCCGCCAGUGAAUUAAACGAGACUGGAGACGUUUAUGACAUCUGGAAAGGGGAAAUUGUGAGGAAAUGAACUUAUCCUUCCAGUCAUUACAUCAGAGUGUGUGUUCAAGUGUGUGUGAGAGAGAUUGCCAAAAAACACUCUCCAUGUGUUUUCCUCCCUGUCUGUGAUCACUGAUAGCAACGGCUCUCUCUCUGUCUCUCUCUCUAUUUUUUUCCAAAACCAAUAUCAGUCCAGCGGGUCUAUAAUUCUCUAUAAUUUUUUUUUAUUAUUAUUAUUAUUUUUGUCGUUAGGCUUGUUGUAUUCUUAGUGCUCUGGAUCUGUUUUUAGUGCUUUCUGUCUGUUUGGUUUUCUGGGCUCAGAGGGUUUCAGAUGGACGCAGCCUCGUCUUCGGGGAAACUGUAACUUGUCAAUAAACUGUGAACCAGUUCAUA